Chinchilla lanigera (long-tailed chinchilla) is the source of this 3615-nucleotide messenger RNA. RefSeq names its product glial cell derived neurotrophic factor (gene Gdnf). Gene Ontology annotation, biological process: peripheral nervous system development; positive regulation of branching involved in ureteric bud morphogenesis; negative regulation of neuron apoptotic process. NCBI's taxonomy places the organism in Eukaryota, Metazoa, Chordata, Mammalia, Rodentia, Chinchillidae. The transcript has 3 exons. The record is from RefSeq and is a predicted model, not a curated record. The coding region runs from base 378 to 1013 and encodes 211 amino acids. Gene Ontology annotation, molecular function: growth factor activity; receptor tyrosine kinase binding; glial cell-derived neurotrophic factor receptor binding.
GCUGCGCCCGGGACCCGCGCAGCCUCAGCCCAGAGCGCGGCGCGCGCAGCCCUGUCACCCCUCGCUCGAGGCAGGGGCGGCCGCUCGGACUUCGGCUCCUGGGGGUGCGGGAGGCCGGCGGGGGAGGCGUCGGCCGCUCUCGCCCUGCUGGCGGCAGCGGCGGCUGGAACCUUGGCCGCCGCCUCCUGUGCGCCCCGCUGCCCCGCGCGACCCCAGGAUUGCGAACUCUUGCCCCCGACCUGUUGGGAGGGGCUCCGCGCUCCUGCCCUCGGCCCGGAUGGGUCUCCUGGCUGGGACUCGGGCCACCUGGAGUUAAUGUCCAACUGGGGGUCUGCGGAGACCGGAUCCGAGGUGCCGCCGCCGGACGGGACUCUAAGAUGAAGUUAUGGGAUGUCGUGGCUGUCUGCCUGGUGCUGCUCCACACCGCGUCCGCCUUCCCGCUGCCCGCCGGUAAGAGGCCUCCCGAGGCGCCCGCCGAAGACCGCUCCCUCGGCCGCCGCCGCGCGCCCUUGGCGCUGAGCAGUGACUCAAAUAUGCCAGAGGAUUAUCCCGAUCAAUUUGAUGAUGUCAUGGAUUUUAUUCAAGCCACCAUUAGAAGACUGAAAAGGUCACCAGAUAAACAAAUAGCAGUGCUUCCUAGAAGAGAACGGAAUCGGCAAGCUGCAGCUGCCAACCCAGAGAAUUCCAGAGGAAAAGGUCGAAGAGGCCAGAGGGGCAAAAAUCGGGGCUGUGUCUUAACGGCAAUACAUUUAAAUGUCACUGACUUGGGUUUGGGCUAUGAAACCAAGGAAGAACUGAUUUUUCGGUACUGCAGCGGCUCUUGCGACGCAGCUGAGACAAUGUAUGACAAAAUACUAAAAAACUUAUCCAGAAGUAGAAGGCUAGUGAGUGACAAAGUAGGGCAGGCCUGUUGCAGACCCAUUGCCUUCGACGACGACCUGUCAUUUUUAGAUGAUAACCUGGUUUACCAUAUUCUAAGAAAGCAUUCCGCUAAAAGGUGUGGAUGUAUCUGACUCCAGCUCCAGAGACUGCUGUGUAUUGCAUUCCUGCUACAGUGCAAAGAAAGGGACCAAGGUUCCCAGGAAAUGUUUGCCCGGAAGGGAAGAUGAGGACCAAGGAGGCAGAGGCGGAGGAGGAAGAGAAGGAGGAAGGCAGCCAUCGUGGGAGCCUGGUAGAGGGAGGUCCAGCUAUAGAAAACUGGAUGGGAGAGAGAAAACAGCCAUCUGGGUUCUCCAGGACAGCAGCCGAAAUCACCAGAAGCUCAGGGCUGGCGUCCCUGGUUGGCUGUUGUCAUCAUUUCUUCUGAUACAGUCCACCAUCACCAACCACGGUUGCAGUCGCGGAUGUACUCAAAGAACCAAACCAGUGUAUCUCCUGUGCUUUGUUUUCACCUGUCUGAGGACGUCAGGCAAACAGUGAGUCUGGUGUCACUCCUUGUCAUUAUGUUCUACUGCUGAAAGUAAGAAAGAUUUAUUUUUCUGUCACUCAGUGGAUUCAUACCCUGGAAAGGAGAGGGGGAAAAAUAGCGGAGACACAAAAGCGGAGACACAAUUUAAAAGCCGAGGCCUGAGGUUGACUACAGCAAGCCUCUGGGGGAAUGGUUGAUGAUGAAUUUUGAACACAAUAUGUGGGGUAGGAAGAAGUUGGCUAGGAACCAAAAAAAAAGCUGUCUUCAUGAUGAAACACAAACCUGAAGGUAUUUCCUUUAUGUCCUUGGAAACAGGAAGCGAUCAUGGUUUUCGACAGCAUUCUCCUAGGAGAGCAAGCAGGGAAGGCCCCGCUGCCCCAGGCCAGGGAGACCCAUCCCAGGGCCUUCGGUUUACAGAAAGACAGAUGUUACAUACCCAGCUCCGUUGAUGCAUGGUCACCAGUGACCAGAGAAGCUACUCGAUGCAAUGCAUCUGUUUCAGAUACAGAAAUAUAGAGAAGAUAUUUAUUGAGAUUUAAGUUAUUGUUAUUUAUUACCAUUCACUAAUGAAUUUCUCUUCUUUUCCCCUUAUUUAUUAAAGUUUCUUUUCAAAGGUGCCAAAGUGUAUAUGCGCGCAAAAUGCAAAGAAAGGUAACAAAAGGAAAUUUUAAUUGGGAACAAGGGUCCAUGCUUUCCAAAGUGUUAAAAAGGUUUUCUCUAAGCAAAAAUCACUUACUUUACCUUUUUAAGAAAAUCCCUCAUUAAUUUCCCCAGACUUCAGUCUUUUUCCGUUUGUAUUUUUUUAAGCGUGUCAGAAGGAGCACCUCCAGGUUGGCUCCCUUUUUGGGGGCAGUGUGCAGAAACCACCAGCUUGGCUUCAUUUCUUUGCUGCUCCAGCACCGAACAGAUAUUGCCGUAUGCUCCACUCUCUGUUGUAGUUAUUGCCCCCCCCAUGUAUCUACCUGUAAUAUGCAUAACCAUAUACAUAAAAGGUAAAAUGCCUGUCGUGGGCAGUCCUGGAUUUAAUGUUGACCUAAAGCAAAGUGAAGGACCCUGUCAGGCAGCCAUGGUUUUGCCCUGACCUGUGGUGUCUCUUCCUCCAUCACUGCCAUCCACCCCUGCCUUUCCGAGAACCACAGGUGCAUAGUGCAGCCAGCACCAUACCGAUGCCUGGUCCCCUACAAGCCCCUCGGCUAUUGCCUGGGGUCAACUCUUGUAGCACCUACUCACCUGAAGGCUUCCUGGGGAGAAGGUGGCUAAGAAGGAUGGACAAGGAAAAUGCAUGUGGGCCAGCCGCAGCGCGCGUGCACACACACACACACACACACACACACACACACACACACACGGCCUCACCCCCAGAGCAGGGUCCCUCUUUGAUGAAAGAGCUCAGGGGAAGAAGCACAGGAUGGAAGCAGCUGCCACCUCUGUGGCCCCAUGUGAAUUUUUCUGGCAGCCAACCUAUGGGUGAUGAUUAGGCCCUAUGCUAGAGCUUGCUACACACGUUAUAAAAGGGCUUUUUAUCCAGGAGCUAAUCUACCACUACCUAAGUGGCUACUGGCCACAAAAGUAGUACACAUUUAGCACGUAUAACCUACUGGCCUCCCUCAAAUAAUUAUGUUAUUUUUGCAAAGUAACCAAGAAGCAGUUACCAGACAUCUUCCCCACUCAUCACCCUCAAAGACCCAAGUUCUCCAUUGUUCUGUCCCUCUGUCCUUUCUGUACCCUCGAAUGACAGGGAAAUGGAGGAAAAGGGUUUCUCUCACCCUCUCCUGCUCAAAACAAUGACAUCCCCAGCUAUGCAGCACAAUUUGGAUGUUGCCCCAAAUUCAGAGAAUGCUGGCAGAUGUGGUGGCUGAUGUUCCCGGGUAUCAACCUCAGCCCCAGCUCCCCAGAGUCCUCGCCCAAAGGGGCUGCAGGGUUCAAUGCGUGGUGACAACUUGUUCCCAGCAUCACCUGUACAUCAUAAGCAGGUUCUAAUGGGAGCAAAUUGCUCCACGAAAUCCACAAAAGGGUAAAGUUUGUGAUUUUUCUUUUUGAUCAUUGUGAUCACCAUCAGAUACAGUAAAGAGUGCACUUCUUUGGAAGUUCUGACUUCUCUGAUCUGUCCCGGUCGUUUGUGUUAUACAACCAAAGUUCUCUACAGACUUUAUUUUUGUACAAUAUCAUUUUGUAACUUUUUACAAAUAAAAACUCAUUUCUAUUGC